UAACACCUUCAGUGGCUUUCAUAAAACACGGUGAGAUAUAAUCAGCGUUCAGACUUUGUUGCUGUUUUGCUUGUGCGGGAUGACAGAGGCUAAGCGUGAGCAAGCUAACAGCAAGCUAACGCCUUUAGUAACGUUGGAUGUUGCUGUUAAUGAACCGAUCGGUUUAACGACACAUGUAUUAUACAUUCCCCUGUUGUUUUUUGUUACUUAAACACGAUACUUCGAUUAAAAAAAUUAAAUGCGUGGUUCAACUUUUUGUGAUGUGUGUGCGUGAUUAUAGCUAAAUUCGCUAACUGAAGCUAACUAGCGAGUUGGUGCUAACUUCAGUUUUAUUUUGGAUUUCUUUGGCUACUCAAAUAACGUUACACCCGUAUUGUCCUAAAUUGAAGUCAACAACGUCGGGGCCAAUAUAAAAGACAGAAGACAUAACACAAAUAAAAUAGAGACAAUGUAACUCCCAAUAUACUAAGUCAUAAUUCCAUCACUUUUUGAUUUAACGUUGAUUGAACGCUAGCUAUUAAACCCAAACAUGACCUAAUGUCCUCCAGGUUUAUACCCGCGGACAUGCUUUGCUGUCUGAUGGAUGUUUCAUGUAUAAGUCCACGCCUUAUGCCAUUUGUAUUUUUUGUUAGUGAACUUGUCCGAAUUAAUGAACUUUAUAAAGGACUUACUAUUAAAUGUAUCCCUCUAAUGGUAAAGCUGUUUUUAUAGUCACGCAUCAUUGUGUUUGCUCAUCAGAUCUCGCUAUGGACCGGCUGCUGAGGCUCGGAGGUGGAAUGCCAGGGCUUGGCCAGGGCCCCCCGACAGAUGCACCUGCUGUGGACACAGCAGAGCAGGUUUACAUCUCCUCUCUGGCCCUGCUCAAGAUGUUGAAGCACGGGCGCGCUGGUGUACCAAUGGAGGUCAUGGGAUUGAUGUUGGGAGAAUUUGUUGAUGACUACACAGUGCGAGUGAUUGAUGUGUUUGCCAUGCCCCAGUCAGGAACAGGUGUGAGUGUUGAAGCAGUGGACCCUGUGUUCCAGGCCAAGAUGUUGGACAUGCUGAAGCAGACCGGCAGACCAGAGAUGGUGGUGGGGUGGUACCACAGUCACCCUGGUUUCGGCUGUUGGUUGUCUGGCGUGGACAUCAACACACAGCAGAGCUUCGAGGCCCUGUCAGAGCGAGCCGUCGCGGUGGUGGUUGAUCCUAUUCAGAGCGUCAAAGGAAAGGUUGUUAUUGAUGCCUUCCGAUUGAUCAAUGCCAACAUGAUGGUGUUGGGUCAUGAACCAAGACAAACCACAUCCAACCUGGGUCAUCUCAACAAGCCCUCAAUCCAGGCUCUGAUUCAUGGUCUGAACAGACACUACUACUCCAUCACCAUCAAUUACAGGAAAAACGAGCUGGAGCAGAAGAUGCUGUUGAACCUGCACAAGAAGAGCUGGAUGGAGGGCCUGACCCUGCAGGACUACAGCGUGCACUGCAAACUCAACGAGACCAUCGUCAAGGAAAUGCUGGAGCUGGCUAAGAACUACAAUAAGGCUGUUGAAGAGGAGGACAAAAUGACCCCGGAGCAGCUGGCAAUCAAGAAUGUUGGAAAACAGGAUCCCAAGAGGCACUUGGAGGAGCACGUAGACGUUUUAAUGACAUCCAACAUCGUUCAGUGCCUAGCUGCCAUGUUGGAUACCGUAGUUUUCCAGUGACGGGACUGUGUGCAUAACUGUUAAUACUGCAACCUUUCUUUUUCCUUUUAUAUAAAAUAAAUGUAUGUAUAAAAAAAGACUUCGGCGUGGGUGGUACCUUAUUUUACUAUCCAAGCAGAAUGUUGUUUAAUUCUGUCAGUGCACAUAACCUUUUCUGUUUGAAACUAAAUAUUGUAUUUCUACAUUCUGUAUUUUAUUUUUCUCCUUUUUAUAUUUUAGACAAAUGCAUCAUUAACCGAUAUUAGUUUUUUUUGUGUUUAGUGUUUUUGUGUUUAAUCUGGACACAAUUCUUCAUUUAAUUUGGUUUAACUUGGUUCUGAGUGAACCAUGCAGGAAACCGUUUUAAACGGUGGAAUAGAAGGCUGCAUCAGUAUCUCAUCAUAUUGAUAUAUUGCUGCAAUACCCGUCGUACACACUAGAUGGUGCAAGAGUUGCAGGUUACAUGGACAAAAAGUAGAAGUAGUCGUCAAGAUGGAAUACAUCAAAUCACCGUAACCUUCUCGUUCUCAAACAGGCUUGUUCGUUUCAUUUGAAGGUGAUGUCACUUGGAAGUAUUUAUACAACGUUUCAGUCCGGAGAUACAACUUUAUAAACAAAAGACUUUUGGGGAUUAUUUAACAGUUUUGUGGUCUAUCAGUUGGCCAGUUAUACUUCAGUGGAAAAUAACACUCACCCCUUUGCUAAAACCAUGAACAACAACCUUCCACUGUAAACUGUUAUUGCUCGACUUUGAAAGGACCGUUUGAUGCUUAUUCCUAAACUGUCUGUGUCUUAGAAAGUUGGGAUUCCUUCCCCUUUAUUUGGAACAAAGUUAUUUCUAAGGAACAGGAUGAUGAGGGAUGA
Anarrhichthys ocellatus (wolf-eel) is the source of this 2522-nucleotide messenger RNA. It is a transcript of the gene psmd14, whose product is annotated as proteasome 26S subunit, non-ATPase 14. The coding region runs from base 678 to 1679 and encodes 333 amino acids. The transcript is spliced from 10 exons. The record is from RefSeq and is a predicted model, not a curated record. Gene Ontology annotation, molecular function: protein binding; metallopeptidase activity. NCBI's taxonomy places the organism in Eukaryota, Metazoa, Chordata, Actinopteri, Perciformes, Anarhichadidae.